This is a messenger RNA of Pongo pygmaeus (Bornean orangutan), 7793 nucleotides long. It is a transcript of the gene RASA1, whose product is annotated as RAS p21 protein activator 1. Gene Ontology annotation, molecular function: protein binding. Bases 3607 to 6750 code for a protein of 1047 amino acids. The record is from RefSeq and is a predicted model, not a curated record. The transcript is spliced from 25 exons. NCBI's taxonomy places the organism in Eukaryota, Metazoa, Chordata, Mammalia, Primates, Hominidae. Gene Ontology annotation, biological process: regulation of GTPase activity.
GAGUCUCGCUCUGUCACCCAGGCUGGAGUGUUAGCCAGGAUUGUCUUGAUCUCCUGACCUCGUGAUCCGCCUGCCUCGGCCUUCCAAAGUGCUAGGAUUACAGGCGUGAGCCACCGCGCCCAGCCACAUUCAUAUUUCAGUUGCCAAUGAAACCAGAAUGAGCCAACUUCAUUUCUUAAAUUUUCAGUUUCUUUUCAUACGUAAGUUUUUGUCCAGCACUUUUUAUUAUUUAGUCUUCAUUAAAUACUAUGUUUCAAAAUCUAGAGUAACUUUUCUAAAACCACAGAUAUAAUAGCUUAUUUUACUAAAGGUAAAAUGUAUUUUGAAUUGUCUUUCUUUUGUGUACUAUUCUGUUUUUCAAUACCUCCCUGUUUAAUAUCUGUGAAUUUAAUUAAGAUAGUUUACUUCCUUUGUUAACUGGGCAGAAAGUUAAGGUGGGUAGAAAAGAAAGGCAAUGGACAAAAAUAAAGGAAGUAGAAACAUUAAAUCCUUUUGGAAAAAAUGCAAAUAAAUUAAAGAUAGAGAACGUAUUUGAGAUUCAGAAAGUACACAAGCAAUAGUAAAGAUUACAGCCUAGAUCUAUCCAAUAAUAGAAAUAUAUUAAAUAUCCGAAAAUACCUCAUAAAAAUAUGUGGCAAUUUCUUUGGAGGAAAAGAACAGGGCUAACUCUAAGGCUAAACAUAAACUAGGUAAGAUAUUGGUAUAAGGCUGAUUUACAAAUAGACAUACUAGUUAUUUCCUACUGGUUAAGAAAUUGAUUUCCAAAGAUAGGAGCUGAUCAAAUUUGGUAUUUGUUAAACGAUGAAGAUCUGUUCAAAGUAGCAUACUGAGGUUGCGUAGGACUGGGCUAGGCAGUAGAAUAGACCACAGGUUGUAUUUGCAGUACAGUUUUGUAGGUACAUACACCUAAAAGUCUAGAAAACAUUUAAUUGAGCGUUUGAUAGGUGUUAGACUGCAUUAAAUAUUGACCUUUAAAAGUGCUAAAGAAUUGUCAAAAAAGGAGGAGGUAAUUCUGCAGUAAGAAUAGUGAGCCUCACCUGGACUCCCAGGCAACAUACAGAGGGUGUGUGAACAUUUAGAGAUCAGUGAUAACCAAGAGCCGGUGAUAACCUGCCAGUCCAAUGUCCUGCAUUCAAGGGCUGACAGUGGUGAUUGGGACAGGAAUGUUGGAGGAUUGGGAUGCUAACACACUGGAGGUUUUCAAGCACAGGCUAUAUUAAGAUUUGUUGGGAUUGUUGCACUUGGUGUUCACACAGCAGACAGUAAGUAGAGUAGGUAUUCUGAUAGUCUUGUCUAACUGAGGGUCUAAGUUUAAAAGAAAACUGUUCUCAGGGAGGCCACCAUAGGUAGUACUUCAUUAUUAAGUAUUAUGGAACUACUUCAUUCUCAUUUCUAGAACAGCACAGAGCUUAGCAACUCAAAACCCACCUAUUUUACCUACCCAUCUAAUGAAUGACAUCUAAUAUUUCUUUCAGAACCGUUUUUAGGUAUUGCAUACCUCCUUCUUGAUUAGUAUACUAUACAUUAAUAUAGUGGUUCUCAAACUUAAGUGUGCAAACAAUCACUUGGAGGGUUUGUUAAAAUGGAUUGCUGCACAUUUUCUGAUUCAGAAGGUCUGAGGUGGCAUUUCUGAAUUCCAAGGAUGUUGCUGGGCUGAAUUCACUCUGAGAACUCUAGCUCCUGUGACUGGUCCAUCUUCCUUCUCCCAGGUAGCACACUGCCUAAGAGAUAAGCGUAAUGGAGGCCCCAGGACUACACCUAAUCAAGUUGGAUUGUUGUCAUUGCCUAGGUAAAUAGGCCUAUGCAAACUUACAAAGACAAUGCAUUGCCUGUAUCUUGUCACCUCUUUUAGUGGUCUUUUCUCUUGUUCCUGGGUUUCUAUCACAGCCACUUGCCAUCCUGAGUGUUGGUUUGAUCAUCCUUAGCACAGAAAAUAUUGAUCUCAAAGAUCAAUAUCCAAUGGUAUUCAAUGUGGGAUCACUCCUGGGAGAAUUUAACAAUACUGUUAAUUUCAAACCAUGAGAAGCUCCCUCUACAUGAAUGCACAGUUUGUAUACAUUUUAGUGUAAAAGACAAAAUAACACCCUUCUCCUUAAUUGUAUUAGAAAUGAGUUUUCAGUUUAUUGCUACUUUUUGAAACGAUAUAUAAUUAUAAUUAGCAUUCUGGGACAUUCUUGUCAUUUGACUUGUUGAAGGUGCUUGCAUUGUGGAUCACGUCCUGGAGUCUUUUGCACACAAACGAGGACAAAAGUGCAUUGAUUAGUGUUUUCUGUGGCACCCCCUCCUCCUCAUCAGUAUCCAACAGACUUAUAAUGGCAUAGGUAAGUAUAUGAGACAGUUGAUAAAGAAAAACGUAUGCAUAUACUGGUAGAAAUCUUACUUCAUAACCAGUAUUUCUACCCAAAUUCUCCACCCUUCUCAUAUGGUGCCCUUUAUUUCGUUUUGGAGUUUCAGAAUCUAUUUUAUCUGUGUGUGUGUGUGAGACAGUCAUAGUGAUUUAUAGCAUGCAACGAAAAAGAAAACAUUAAUAGUACCGCCCCGAUCUUCAAAGCUACCUGACCCCUGCCUGGUUUCUGCGCUGCUGGUUAAGGCUGUUUUUUCCACCGGUUAGGACGUACGGAACUAGUUUCUAGGCAUUUUCCUUUCCCUUUCCCCCUCCUUCCUCUCCAUCGCCUCCUGGUCCCCCUCUGGUCUCUCCGGCUUUCACAGCGCCAAGCACCCGCGUGCUCAGGUACCCUUCCCUCUUCUCCCGCCCAUCAAACAAAGCCCCGGGAGACAGGCGCGCGCCGCCGGCCACGCCAACAGGAGAUGCGGCCGCGCCGCCACACACUUGGAACCGGAGGAGGACAGCAAGCGCGACCACGCACCGCGCGUCCCCGCCGCUUCCUUCCCUCUGGACUCUUCCUUUUCCUCCCGGCCCGGCCCCCCACCCCCGCUCCAGGAACGCGCCUGCGCACAAGCUGCCCUCUCCCUUCUCCGCCCUUCCUUCCCUCCGUCCCUCCUCCCUUGCCCCGCCUUCCUUUCUCUCUCUCCCGUUUCACUCACUGAGAGCUCCAGGUAGUGAGCAGUUCAGUCGAUUUCCUCGUUACCCCGCCCCCCUUUCUCUUGCCCCCACCCCUCUCAUCUGCCUGGUGGAGGAUGAAGCGGCUGCAGUGGCCCCAGCCUCAGCAGCGGCACCGGCGGUGGCUGCGGUGUGGGUGGCCGGAACUGGGGUGGUGAAGAAGCGGUGGUGGCGGCUGAAGGAGCGGUAGCAGCCUCAGCCUCUUUCCCUGUGCUUCUUUUCCUCUUUAGUGCAGCGAGGAAGUUUUCGCUUCUGUACAUGUGUUUGUGUGCGUGAGUGUGGGUGUGUGCGGUGAGGUUUGGGUGGCGUUUGUGCAGGCGUUGGGUUUUUUGCCCACUUGGCUUCCCGUAACCCAGGCAGCUCCGGAGCCUGGGCUGUGGCCCUAGGAGGGGGCGCGGCGGCGGGCUCUCUCCUUUUGUUGUUGUUUCCUCAGCCUGGGGAGCUGAAGGGGAGACGCGUCUGGGUGGGGCGGCUCGGAGCCCGGGCCUGGUGGCCCCUGGGGCUCCCGGGCGGGCAGGGUAGGGCAGAGUAGAGCGGGCUUCAACAUGAUGGCGGCCGAGGCCGGCAGUGAGGAGGGCGGCCCGGUAACAGCCGGAGCUGGAGGAGGCGGCGCGGCAGCGGGCUCCAGUGCCUAUCCCGCAGUGUGUCGGGUGAAGAUACCCGCGGCCCUGCCUGUGGCAGCCGCCCCCUAUCCUGGGCUGGUGGAGACCGGAGUCGCUGGAACUCUGGGUGGCGGAGCCGCUUUGGGGUCAGGGUUCCUAGGAGCCGGGUCUGUGGCAGGGGCACUGGGGGGAGCCGGACUGACAGGGGGAGGUACUGCUGCUGGCGUAGCUGGUGCUGCUGCUGGCGUGGCCGGUGCUGCUGUCGCUGGACCUAGUGGAGACAUGGCUCUCACCAAACUGCCCACUUCGUUGCCUGCUGAGACUCUCGGGCCGGGCGGCGGUUUUCCCCCUCUGCCCCCUCCCCCUUACCUGCCCCCUUUGGGGGCGGGCCUGGGGACAGUGGACGAAGGUGACUCUCUGGAUGGACCAGAAUACGAGGAGGAAGAGGUGGCCAUACCGUUGACCGCUCCUCCAACUAACCAGUGGUAUCACGGAAAACUUGACAGAACGAUAGCAGAAGAACGCCUCAGGCAGGCAGGGAAGUCUGGCAGUUAUCUUAUAAGAGAGAGUGAUCGGAGGCCAGGGUCCUUUGUACUUUCAUUUCUUAGCCAGAUGAAUGUUGUCAACCAUUUUAGGAUUAUUGCUAUGUGUGGAGAUUACUACAUUGGUGGAAGACGUUUUUCUUCACUGUCAGACCUAAUAGGUUAUUACAGUCAUGUUUCUUGUUUGCUUAAAGGAGAAAAAUUACUUUACCCAGUUGCACCACCAGAGGCAAUAGAAGAUAGAAGGCGUGUACGAGCUAUUCUACCUUACACAAAAGUACCAGACACUGAUGAAAUAAGUUUCUUAAAAGGAGAUAUGUUCAUUGUUCAUAAUGAAUUAGAAGAUGGAUGGAUGUGGGUUACAAAUUUAAGAACAGAUGAACAAGGCCUUAUUGUUGAAGACCUAGUAGAAGAGGUGGGCCGGGAAGAAGAUCCACAUGAAGGAAAAAUAUGGUUCCAUGGGAAGAUUUCCAAACAGGAAGCUUAUAAUUUACUAAUGACAGUUGGUCAAGUCUGCAGUUUUCUUGUGAGGCCCUCAGAUAAUACUCCUGGUGAUUAUUCACUUUAUUUCCGGACCAAUGAAAAUAUUCAGCGAUUUAAAAUAUGUCCAACGCCAAACAAUCAGUUUAUGAUGGGAGGCCGGUAUUAUAACAGCAUUGGGGACAUCAUAGAUCACUAUCGAAAAGAACAGAUUGUUGAAGGAUAUUAUCUUAAGGAACCUGUACCAAUGCAGGAUCAAGAACAAGUACUCAAUGACACAGUGGAUGGCAAGGAAAUCUAUAAUACCAUCCGUCGUAAAACAAAGGAUGCCUUUUAUAAAAACAUUGUUAAGAAAGGUUAUCUUCUGAAAAAGGGCAAAGGAAAACGUUGGAAAAAUUUAUAUUUUAUCUUAGAGGGUAGUGAUGCCCAACUUAUUUAUUUUGAAAGCGAAAAACGAGCUACCAAACCAAAAGGAUUAAUAGAUCUCAGUGUAUGUUCUGUCUAUGUCGUUCAUGAUAGUCUCUUUGGCAGGCCAAACUGUUUUCAGAUAGUAGUUCAGCACUUUAGUGAAGAACAUUACAUCUUUUACUUUGCAGGAGAAACUCCAGAGCAAGCAGAGGAUUGGAUGAAAGGUCUGCAGGCAUUUUGCAAUUUACGGAAAAGUAGUCCAGGGACAUCCAAUAAACGCCUUCGUCAGGUCAGCAGCCUUGUUUUACAUAUUGAAGAAGCCCAUAAACUCCCAGUAAAACAUUUUACUAAUCCAUAUUGUAACAUCUACCUGAAUAGUGUCCAAGUAGCAAAAACUCAUGCAAGGGAAGGGCAAAACCCAGUAUGGUCAGAAGAGUUUGUCUUUGAUGAUCUUCCUCCUGACAUCAAUAGAUUUGAAAUAACUCUUAGUAAUAAAACAAAGAAAAGCAAAGAUCCUGAUAUCUUAUUUAUGCGCUGCCAGUUGAGCCGAUUACAGAAAGGGCAUGCCACAGAUGAAUGGUUUCUGCUCAGCUCCCAUAUACCAUUAAAAGGUAUUGAACCAGGGUCCCUGCGUGUUCGAGCACGAUACUCUAUGGAAAAAAUCAUGCCAGAAGAAGAGUACAGUGAAUUUAAAGAGCUUAUACUGCAAAAGGAACUUCAUGUAGUCUAUGCUUUAUCACAUGUAUGUGGACAAGACCGAACACUACUGGCCAGCAUCCUACUGAGGAUUUUUCUUCACGAAAAGCUUGAAUCGUUGUUGUUAUGCACACUAAAUGACAGAGAAAUAAGCAUGGAAGAUGAAGCCACUACCCUAUUUCGAGCCACAACACUUGCAAGCACCUUGAUGGAGCAGUAUAUGAAAGCCACUGCUACACAGUUUGUUCAUCAUGCUUUGAAAGACUCUAUUUUAAAGAUAAUGGAAAGCAAGCAGUCUUGUGAGUUAAGUCCAUCAAAGUUAGAAAAAAAUGAAGAUGUGAACACUAAUUUAGCACACCUAUUGAACAUACUUUCAGAGCUUGUGGAGAAAAUAUUCAUGGCUUCAGAAAUACUUCCACCGACAUUGAGAUAUAUUUAUGGGUGUUUACAGAAAUCUGUUCAGCAUAAGUGGCCUACAAAUACCACCAUGAGAACAAGAGUUGUUAGUGGUUUUGUUUUUCUUCGACUCAUCUGUCCUGCCAUCCUGAAUCCACGGAUGUUCAAUAUCAUCUCAGAUUCUCCAUCUCCUAUUGCUGCAAGAACACUGAUAUUAGUGGCUAAAUCUGUGCAGAACUUAGCAAAUCUUGUGGAAUUUGGAGCUAAGGAGCCCUACAUGGAAGGUGUCAAUCCAUUCAUCAAAAGCAACAAACAUCGUAUGAUCAUGUUUUUAGAUGAACUUGGGAAUGUACCUGAACUUCCGGACACUACAGAGCAUUCUAGAACGGACCUGUCCCGUGAUUUAGCAGCAUUGCAUGAGAUUUGCGUGGCUCAUUCAGAUGAACUUCGAACGCUCAGUAAUGAGCGUGGUGCCCAGCAGCACGUAUUGAAAAAGCUUCUGGCUAUAACGGAACUGCUUCAACAAAAACAAAACCAGUAUACAAAAACCAAUGAUGUCAGGUAGCAGCCUUCGCCCCAGUGUUCUGCAUGGAUUCAGCAUGCCCAACAUGGUAAUUCACUUCAGUUUAAUGUCUCCUUUGCUCUUGCCAAAAAAUAGCACACUUUUCCACAUUCCAGUGAUGUGUGAGCUAUGCAAACAAAAUCCAAGAUUCUGCUGGUGAAUAACUAUGCCAGCAACCUUGUAAGCUAUCUGUGCAGGAUAUUUGCACUAUUUCCACAUGGAAUCAGUCUUUAACCACCUCUGAGCCUUGGUGUACAGAUCAACAGAUCACCUUUCACAAAACGAAAUGCUAUGACUGUAUCUUGAUAUCUUGAACUUUCAAAAUAUAUUUUCAGUACACCCAGUUGCCAAAGUUUUGCUGUCUCUUAGAGAAAGAACUAUGAAAUCAACUGACAAGAAACACAUUCUCUUAUUGACAAUUGUGUAUAACUGGAUUGCAGACUGUUCUUACUGUAACUACUUCCUGAUUAGGAAUAUGACCAUUUGACUGUUCAAUGAUUAUUUGUAUUUACAGUUUCCAGAGUUUGUCAUUAUAAUAGGAACAAUCUUUGCUGUAUACUUUUAAAAAAUACUCUGCUAUUUCUCUUGCUGGAACUGUUGAAAGAAAAUAUAUAGAAUGAUCUAUUGCUCAUCAGCUUUAUUUUUUAAACAUACUACUUAUUUUGUUGAAAUUGUCAAAGACUGUAUUUAGAUCUCAUAAUGCUUUGUUAAAUGUUUACAAGUAAAUAGUUUGAAUUCAGUAAAUAUUAUUGGUUGUUGUAUUGAUCAACGCAUGUUACCCAUUCAACCAUUUUAUAGACUACCAAUUUCUUUUAUGUUAACUAGAAUGCUUUUGUUAAAAGUUAUUUGUUCAUUAUUUGUGCUACCCCUUUGAUUAUGCAGACAACCUCAUCAGCUGCCUAACUUAUCCAUCUUUGAACUUCUGACUACUUGUUGUAUCUGCUGGAUAUUUAGUUCAACUGUAUAGUUUUAUUUACUUCUGUAUGUGUAUUUUUGUGAAGUAUUCACAAAGGUUAAGUUAAAAUAAAACCAAGGGAUAUCUUGCA